AUGAAGUACUCUCUCACCAAGACAUUCGCCUUUAUCCUCUUUAUUUUCGGCACUUUCACACUAGUGGCAUCUAUUCCUGUCGAUGGCGAUCAGUCCCUUGAUCUUUACGACAACACCACUCUGCCUUCCACGGAGGCUUUACCAGGCGGUUCUACAGAGAUCAAGUCAAUUUUCGCCGCCCGGGUUAUGGGAGUGUUUAGGAGAGAUUGCGUGGGGUUUAUCAACAGACGAGGCUAUGAAAAUGAAGCGCGGACGGUUAGCAACACGCUGCUCCUAACCCUUAUGCUAUUCUUUGGACACUCGAUAUCUGGCUAA
Mollisia scopiformis is the source of this 315-nucleotide messenger RNA. RefSeq lists its product as uncharacterized. The record is from RefSeq and is a predicted model, not a curated record. The coding region runs from base 1 to 315 and encodes 104 amino acids. Lineage: Eukaryota; Fungi; Ascomycota; Leotiomycetes; Helotiales; Mollisiaceae. The transcript has a single exon.